UUUCAUCGAGCUUUCACAAGCCGAGCCUAGCUAGACUCGUUUCCAGCCGUGUGGGUUAGUUCACAGGUGGCUCGAGCCAUUGGAGAGAGAGUACAGAGAAGAAAGAGGAGGCAAGAAAGCAGGAGGAAAGCAGAAGAGGCUGGAACGGGUAAGCUAACCCAAGGCUAGCUCUUGCACUCGUACGGACACCCGUGAGCUAGAAUCGGGUACACUUGGACAGGACAAUAACCAGCAAAUGGUGCGUCUCUCCGUUGGCGGCGAAGAGAAGCUACCAAAGAAAGGAAGGCGAGCAGAAGAGGGAGCAACGGAUUAGGAGAAGAGAAAGGGAAGGAAUUUAGAGAUAGAGAGAGAGAGAGGGGCAAAAUCAGAGAGAUUUUCUUCUGAAAUUUUGCGUGUUUGAGGCACAAGAAGCAACCAGGAGAGCAAGUUGAGAUGUUGGUGCAGAAGCAGAGGAGGCGAGGAGAGGUGUUCUGGCCGAAGGUCGUGCUGAAGAAAUGGCUCAACCUCAGGAGCAAGGACUCGGAGUUCGCCGCAGACGAGGACGACGACGGCAGCGACAUUGACGACCAAGAGAACUGCGGCUGUAACGACGGCGACGCUCGCCGGCCGGUUGACGACGGCGCUCAGAUCACCGAUGAGAGCCUAGAGAGCGCGCCGUACAAGCUGCGGAGGCGGAACUCGGAGACGCUGCGCGCGCAGUACAUCAACACCAAAGAACUGAGGAUCUGCGCCGGCACCUGGAACGCCGGCGGCAAGGCCCCGCCGGACGACCUCGACAUCGCCGAGUGGCUUGGCACCCGCGGAGAGGGUGAGCCCGCCGACAUCUACGUGCUCGGGUUCCAAGAAGUGGUGCCGCUGAACGCUGGCAACGUGUUCGGCGCGGAGGACGGCCGGCCGGCGCUGGCGUGGGAGUCCCUGAUCCGCGGCGCGCUGAGGCGGACCCAACCGUCGAAGCCCAAGUACAAAUGCUACAGCCACCCGCCCUCGCCGUCGCGGUUCGACCCUUCAGGCGACGCCGCGGACGCCGCAGACGAGCUCCUUCCCGGCACAGACACGGAGACUGACACCGACGACGACGCGCCCUUCCCGGUGCGGCCCGAGCAUUACGUCGCCGCCACCCCGAGGAAGCUGAGCAGACUCAAUCAUUUCAGCGUCAUGGACGGUUCAGAACACGAUCACGACGAGCUCGAUCAGCAGCAGCAAUGGGGUGCUCAGCAACGGACGCUUCUGAGGACGCUGAGCAGGGCGGACAGGGUCGGGCUGGUCUGGCCGGAGCAGCCGCUGGACUUGCUGGCCACGCGCACCCUGAACACCGCAUCGUCGCUGUCGUCGGCGUCGUUCAAGGCGUCGAGGUCGUUCAGCGCCUACAAGUCGUUCAGGGGGUUGUCUACGUCUAGGAUCGCCGACGUGCCGAUGGACGACCUGGCCAUGAUCCCCGACCUCGAUCUCGACCUCGACGGCGCGUUGCGCAAGAAGAGCCGGUCUCCAUUGGUGAGGAUCGCGAGCAAGCAGAUGGUGGGCAUCUUCCUGACGAUCUGGGUGAGGAGGGGCCUCAGGAAGUGCGUCCAGAAUCUCAAGGUCUCCACCGUCGGCGUCGGCGCCAUGGGCUACAUCGGCAACAAGGGAGCAGUGUCAGUGAGCAUGUCGAUCUAUCAGACGAUGUUCUGCUUCGUGUGUACCCACCUCGCCGCCGGCGAGAAGCCCGGCGACGUCCAAAAACGGAACGCCGACGUGCAGGAGAUCCACCGGCGGACGCGUUUCGCCGCCCCUGGUGACCUGCAGCUUCCCAGAGACAUCUAUGACCAUGAGAGAAUUUUCUGGCUCGGUGAUCUGAAUUACCGUCUCGACGUGUCGUACGAGAAAGCACAUGAGCUCAUCUCAGCAAUGGAUUGGUCUCAGCUAGCUGAGAAGGAUCAGCUGAAGCGCGAGCUGAAAAAGGGCCGGGCGUUCGACGGGUGGACCGAAGGCAUCAUCGAGUUCGCCCCUACCUACAAGUACGAGCUCAACUCUGGGAAGUACAUCGGCGAUGACCAGAAAGGCGGCCGAAGAACUCCGGCGUGGUGCGACAGGAUCCUGUCGUUCGGGAAAGGCGUGAGGCUGCUGAGCUACCGGAGGUCGGAGCUGACGCUGUCGGACCACCGGCCGGUGAUGGCCACCUACGCGGCGGAGGUGGAGGUGUUCAUCAGCCGGAAGCUGCAGAGGGCGCUGACGCUGACGGACGCCGAGGUGGAGGGCGGCCAGGUCGUGCCGGACCUCGAUUUUUGAGGGGUUCGAUCGGCAUUGGCCUUACCAUGGCAAGUGACCAUGCCGCCGUCGGUUUGUGGCAGAACGAUGAGAGUUGAAGGCUGGCUGAUACACGGUGCCCCGUGAUGCUAACCUGGAUAGCUUGCGAUCACCUACCUGUAUUUUUUUUUUGCUUUGUUUCUCUAGCGAAAUGGUUUUCUGUAAAUAUGGAUAAGGAGAAGUUAAAUACAAACAAAGAUGCAUAAUGGAAACGUGGGCCUGUGAGUUUUCUCUCAGAUAAUCAUGUACAUGCAUAAGCGCGCUAUCUCAGGCUCUGAUGUCUUAACCCUCAGAUAAUCAUGU
Messenger RNA from Phragmites australis (common reed), 2586 nucleotides. RefSeq names its product type IV inositol polyphosphate 5-phosphatase 3-like. The record is from RefSeq and is a predicted model, not a curated record. Lineage: Eukaryota; Viridiplantae; Streptophyta; Magnoliopsida; Poales; Poaceae. The coding region runs from base 433 to 2265 and encodes 610 amino acids. Gene Ontology annotation, biological process: phosphatidylinositol dephosphorylation. Gene Ontology annotation, molecular function: phosphatidylinositol-3,4,5-trisphosphate 5-phosphatase activity; phosphatidylinositol-4,5-bisphosphate 5-phosphatase activity; inositol-polyphosphate 5-phosphatase activity. The transcript has 10 exons.